Messenger RNA from Ylistrum balloti, 1515 nucleotides. RefSeq lists its product as uncharacterized. Lineage: Eukaryota; Metazoa; Mollusca; Bivalvia; Pectinida; Pectinidae. The transcript has a single exon. Bases 1 to 1515 code for a protein of 504 amino acids. The record is from RefSeq and is a predicted model, not a curated record.
AUGUCUUAUGAAAACCACAUGGAGAAUGAGCGAGAUGUCACAAGCUGUCUUAUAGAUUAUAGCGAUGGAAGUAAGUAUACUGACAGAAGUACAUUUAAAACAAAGCUCAAAUGUGAUUGGACUGAAGGUGUUACUGGAUGGCAGAACAUUGUGCCAUCACCACAGUAUGUACCACAUCAUGUAUCAAAUGUGAUCCGGAAAAGAAAAUCUGAUAAAUUGCCAGAAUGGCAACGUAGUGCAAAUAGUGAUCACUUUGCAGACAUGCUUGGGGAAAACUCUAAAGCAGGUGUGCGUUGUGUCGGAGAUGAUUUCGAAAAUUUUCCAAUUCCUCCAUGGAAAGCAAAUGUUGAACAAGGAACUUUUCGUUAUGUCCCUAACAAUGGUUUUUAUCGGACAAUUAAAUUCCUAACAUUAGAUGAGAGAAGAGAAUGGUUCACAGUCACAAAGAAACAACCAGAAAAGGUUUCAAUGAGCUGGCAGAACAAAAGAUUUCAAAAGGAGUUGAAACGCCAACUCAGAAGAGAAUUUUCAAAUUAUCAACAUUAUCGUCAGAGACAAAGUCCAAGUGUAUCCAUGCAUGAAUCUGUUGACACUGCUAAUACUACAAGUGAAAAUCCAACAGCAAGAAGUGAAUCCCGCAGAUCAAAUCGGCGUAUCAGAAGCACACAUUCACAAAGCAGCUCAUCGAGUCAGUUAGCUGAACCACAACAGAAGCCAUCUGAAUCUCCAAUCAAGAGUGCCCCAGUCAGUAGCUAUCUACAGAAGUCAACUAGUGACCUCUACAUUGAAAAUUUCACACACAGAAUAACUGCUUUAGAGGAGGAGUUGAAGCGGGAUUCCAGAAUUGUACGAAAAAAUCAUGAUGAACCUUCAGCUACAAAAAACAAUUCAAAAUCAAAGAAUUAUAGUGUGAAAGACUUAGCACAAAAACAACGUGAAAAAGACACAACACCGCGACAACCACCACCUUCUAAAGAAGUCAUGUCAAAGGAAUCAUUUGUUAUCAAACCUGUAGGUAACCGAGAUCUCAAACCAAUUGAGAAACCUGUCAUGCAAAAUACAAGUGGAGAUGGGGACAAAACAACAGUUACUCAGCUCAAGUACACUAAUAGUGCUUCUGUGAAUGGAGAUGGAACUGUAAUGAAUUUUCCAAAUUUUCAAAAUCAAGACAACAUUGGUAGUGGUGAAUUAGAUAAGACUUUACAUUCAUAUAAAGUAGCCAUCGAAACAACAAAACAGUCGUUAUUUCAAACAUUGUCUGCAACGAAAAUCAAGAGAAGAGCAUCAGGGAAAGGGUUUACUUCACCUGCUACUAUAGGUGCCUGUGAGAAUAUAUCGUCAAAUAAUGAUAACAUUCCAGACAAAGUGGGAAAGAAUGGCCAUCCAAGAGGGCAUGGCUCAAUCACUCAAAAAGAUGUCAAAGCACAAGAUAAAAAAGGACCAAUUGUAGGAAUACUGCCAGAGAUCUCUGGAAAGAGACUUGAAGUCCCCCCAACUGGUCAUCGCUGGUUAUAG